CUCUCGAGCCUGAGACGAUCGCGAUGCUUCUCGCUGCCGGCCGCCUCCUGCCGCUGGCCGCCGUUUGCUACUGGCUGCUCAAGCCGUCACCGCGUCAGCCGGCGAAACAGCCGCCACCCGGGGUGGACUGGCGCGCGAGGCCCGGCCUGCACGCCACCGUGAAGGAGAAGGCGCCCGCCACAGGCAAGUCAUACCUGGUCAUCGGCACGGGCAGCGUGGGACUCAUAAUCAUGGAGGCCCUGGUUGAGCGCGGCGAGAAGAAGGUCAAGGGCCUCGACGUCGUCGCACCGCGCCGCGGGGUGGAGGGCGCGACGUUCGCUGUCGGCAACGUGACUGACUACUCGUCGAUCAAGGCGGCUUGCGAAGGCGUCGACGUCGUCUACCUGACGGUCGCGCUCAUCCGCUACUACGAGCGGCUCCAGUACCAGUACGCCGCGAGUCACGCCGUGAACGUCACCGGGACGGGGAACGUGCUUCGCGCCUGCGCCGAGUGCGGCGUGCAGGUGCUGGUGCAGACGUCGACAUCGAACGUCUGCGUUGCGCCCGCGCUCGUGAGCACCUCGAUGGACGAGAGUUCGGAGCUGGUGGGCCCGCAGAACUCGCCAAACCACUACGGCUGGACCAAGGCGCAGGCGGAGACGAUGGUGCUCGCCGCCAACGGGGCGCCUCUCGAGCCCGCGGCGCGCGGCGCGCUUCAGACCGUCGCCGUGCGGCCGUGCUCUGGGAUCUUCGGGCUGCAGGACAACUUCAUGACGGAGAAGUGGCUCGAGCUGGGCCAGGUGCAGAUCAUGCUGCCGGAGCCUCUGAUCGACUACGUCUACAACGAGAACGUCGCCUACGCCCACCUGCUCGCCGAGGCGGCCCUGCACGCCGAGCGCGCCAAGCCGCCGCCGCAGCGGCGCGUCGGCGGCGAGGCGUUCUGCAUCACCAACGGCGAGCCGCUUCGGGCGGCCGAUUUCCACGACGCGGUCGGGCACUACUACGAGCGGCAGACGGGCGGCGCCUUCAAGCAGACGUACCUGCCUCGCAGGCUGAUGAUGGCGCUGGGGUACGCGGUGGAGCUUGUGCAGCGCGCCACGCGCGGCCGCGUCACGGGCGAUCUCGCGCUCCUCACGCCGGCGAUGUUUGCGGUCGCCUCGCUCACGUACGCCUUCUCGUCGGCGAAGGCGAAGGAGCGCCUCGGGUACGAGCCGCUGUACACGCUGCACGAGGCGCUGCAGCGGACGGUCUACCUCUGGCACACGCACAGGGCGGGCGUCGCAGGCGCGAAGAAGUGA
This is a messenger RNA of Emiliania huxleyi CCMP1516, 1277 nucleotides long. RefSeq lists its product as hypothetical. The record is from RefSeq and is a predicted model, not a curated record. The transcript is spliced from 2 exons. Bases 24 to 1277 code for a protein of 417 amino acids. Gene Ontology annotation, biological process: steroid biosynthetic process. Gene Ontology annotation, molecular function: 3-beta-hydroxy-Delta5-steroid dehydrogenase (NAD+) activity. Lineage: Eukaryota; Haptophyta; Isochrysidales; Noelaerhabdaceae.